This is a messenger RNA of Epinephelus lanceolatus (giant grouper), 3154 nucleotides long. RefSeq names its product EF-hand calcium binding domain 14 (gene efcab14). The record is from RefSeq and is a predicted model, not a curated record. Lineage: Eukaryota; Metazoa; Chordata; Actinopteri; Perciformes; Serranidae.
CGGACGCCCUGCCUAAACAAUACAGGCAGCAGGACAGAUCGCUCGAAGUGCUGUACCGUGUAUUUUGAUUUUACGAUACAUAGGUUUUAUCAAUCUACUUGAAGACUUUUUGUAGUGUUUCCAAUAUGAGCCACGGCGAGGCAGGCAUUUUAAAACCUCGCUGUGACGAUGUGAUAGCACAGUAGCCACAGCCAGCCGCUGUUAGCUACCGUUAGCAAAGGUGUCAGAUGCUAGCCGAGUUAGCUAACGUAUGUGACAGCCAGGGAGCUAGUAGAAAAAGUUGUUUUGGAGGAGCUUUUUGGUGGGAGUUGCGUAAUGCCGAUCAACUGUUGAUAAUUUUUAUACAUUAGCUGUAAAUCACCAAGGCAACCAACCGGCAAAGUCCGAUGUGUUUGUAUCCGUUAGCAACGUUGCGUGGUUGAAAUCAAGCUAGCAAGAUAACCUAAAGUUAGCUUAGCCGCUACGUAAACGACAACAUCCACCAAACUGGACAAAACUUUGGAUUUAGUCGGGUUUAAAUCGGGCUCGGCGGGUUCGCUGACCCCCCAGAAGAAGAUGAAGAAGAGGAAGGAGCUGAAUGCUUUGAUUGGACUCGGGGACAGCAAAAGGAAGAAGACCAAAAAGGGGUCCGGUCACCGACUUCUCCGAACCGAGCCGCCGGACUCGGAGUCCGACUCCAGCUCGGAUGAUGAUGAGUUCAACAACCUGAGCAGCGGAGCUAACUUUGGGAAAAGAAGCUACACACAGUGCUGCAAUGUGUGCUACCCCUUGUUUCUGUUCAUCAUACUUGCUGCCUGCGUUAUGGCCUGUGCUGGACUCAUAUGGAUGCAGAUUGCUCUAAAAGAAGAUCUAGACUCGCUGAAAGAAAAGCUGCACAGCAUGGAAUCCAGCCAGAAGGUGUCAUCAAGUGAAAUACCAAAACUGAGUGAGGACCUGAAAAACAAGGAGAGAAAGCUUGAUGACAUUGAGAAUGGGGACAAAGGGCUGAGCAAGCUCUGGUCUAACCUGACAGAAAUGAACAGAAAGAUCAGUUUGCUGGACUCGGCAGUAAACCAUUUAAAGGCCAACUUGAAAUCAGCCGCUGAUUUAAUCAGCCUUCCCACCACAGUUGAAGAGCUCCAAAAGAGUGUUGCUACAAUUGGCAGCACACUAACAAGCGUACAGCACGAUGUGAAGACUAUGCAGGCUGCUCUCGAAAAUCAGAAGAAGGACGACGACUUGAAGAAGACGAUGGACAUAACAGACCUGAGAAAAGCUGUGAGUGAGGCCAACAAGACAGAGGAGCUGCACCAUACACAGUCUGAUGAGCAGAUCCACAUCCUCCUCUCCACUGUCGCAGAUCUUCAGCAGAGGGUGCUGUCAUUAGAGAACGGGUCAAAGCAAAGGUCAAAGGACAGUGACGCAGCAGCAAUCAACAGCGCAAGUCCAGCAACCGAGACGGUCAAAGAAGCCAUUACAACCAAAGCAGCACCUGGGAAUGUGCAAGAGGUAUCCACACCACUGAUAGAGCCUCAGACAAGCAGACGCCCGCGCUUCUUAACUCCAAACCGCUCUAAGAGAAACGCUGAGACACUGUGCCCAGAGACGGUGGUCCUGCCUGGUGUCAGCUCUCAGAAAGACUUGGAUCUCAUCUUCCAGCAGGCAGACGAUGGACGUAAUGUACUCCCGUUGCCCUACCACGGCCUGAAGAAAAUAUUUGGAACAUCAAUUCCCAAAGCUCGCACCAUGAAGUGUUUUGACAGUGACGGAGACCAGAGGUACUCCCUGACGGAGCUGAGAGCCGCUGUAGGUUUGUGAGCACAUUAUCACUGACAGCAGUGAACAGUAUUGAAUACCCAGCGGGGUCUGGGGGGUCCGAAGUUCCCAACCCUUUUCCGUAAUUGCUGCACUUUUGCUGAACUGAAUAUUUAUCAUACUGAUUGUGGAACAGUGGCGCUGGCAUGCCCCAUACUCCAUGCCCUCCCAGGUCUAUUUCGACACAAACUCAUCUACAAAACAUGCUCAAAUUUUAAACUUCAUCCGUGUGACUUCCUGUACGUGUAAUAAUCUGCUUUUAUUUUAGCAAACCAGGGUUUACAUGAAAUAAACUGUGGAAAUAAGUGUUUAUUUUGAAUCCUGUUUUCCACUCUCACCUCUCAGACUUCUGUUUUCCUGCACCUGUGGGUUUUUUUUACCAGUCUGUCUCAUUUUGAUGUAAAAUUUUUGUGUAUUUAGAUUUUUUUAGCUUUAUCUCCCCACCCAUCAACACAAACACCUGGUACAACUCACCUGAACCUUAUUUAUAGAGCCUGAGAUAGACUUUUAGGAAUGUUUACAAUUACUAUUAGAAACUGAAUUUUUGUGAGUUUUUCGUUUUGUUUUUAGACAGAUUCCUAACCUAACUGAAACACACACUUGAGCAUAAGAGUGAGGAUUUACGUAUGCUCUUUUCUAAGCUAAACAGUUUCAUGAUUUCUUCCUGCUCCGUGUUUUUUCUCAUUUAUUUUCAGCUAGUUUCUCCAUUUUGAUUGAUGUGUUUAGUCUCUGCUUUUGUUCUUUGCUUAUUUUUGCAGCUUUCAGUUCAAGUUUUGAAGGGCUAUGAACACUUUGAAUCAUUUGGAAAGAGUUUUGAAGUGGUAACUCAUGAGGCAUAUGUAGCAAUAACAAAAAUGACGUAGAUAUUGCUUGUUUAAAAUUGCAGUAGACAGAGAGUCACGCCUAGCUCACAGUUUGUAACAGGUAGUAUAAGAAGCACUGACCAUCACUCUUUACUUGAUUCAUUUUAUUCCAUUUUUAUGGGCCUAAUAAUGGUGUAUUUACAUAACAAAUUUGUCAAACUCAAACUUUGUUGUACUCUGUAAAAAAUGGUUUCAAUGUAUUCUCACAAAUUAUGUUGUGAAGGGGGUCGGGGUUGGUAAAAAAAGUUGCUUUACGGUGUUAAUCUCAACAUUGUACAUUUUUAAAUAAUUCUGUUGUGCUCUGCAUGUUGCUUAUAAUGUAACAUGAACAAAUUAUUUAUAAACUUAACAUAGCUGACUACUUGUUUUUGCAGGACAAUGUAACAGCUUUGGCCAUCAUGACAUAGAUUUUGGGUCCAUGCUGCUGCUGUACAUGGGGAGGUUUUAUGAAUGUGUUUUUGUGUGAACACCAAUGAAUAAACACAAAGUUAAAAGUU